Molecule: messenger RNA, 2358 nt
Organism: Metarhizium brunneum ARSEF 3297
Lineage: Eukaryota; Fungi; Ascomycota; Sordariomycetes; Hypocreales; Clavicipitaceae
Gene: apc5
Product: Anaphase-promoting complex subunit 5
Biological process (GO): anaphase-promoting complex-dependent catabolic process; positive regulation of mitotic metaphase/anaphase transition; protein K11-linked ubiquitination
Cellular component (GO): anaphase-promoting complex
Molecular function (GO): protein binding
Source: RefSeq, a predicted model, not a curated record
AUGGCUCGCUAUCUUACGCCCGCGAAAAUCGGCCUUCUGGCCCUUGUGGAGCUGUACACGGAAGAGGCUGUCCCAAGUGAUGCCGUGCUCCCAGUUCUUUCCUUCAUCACAUCACACCUUUUGGAUCAUGACUCUACAGACCCAUUGUCAUCACAGGAGGCACGGUGGGCGAAAGCAGAGCGCACCGUGAGCUUGGUCAUCACCAUAAAGGACUUCGAGAAGGUCCUUGGCAGCUAUCCUUUCUUGAUGGGGAUGCCUGGUCGGAAGCUCUGGGACCAGUUCCUCGCGAAGCUUUGGGAAAUCAAUUCCCUGGACGGCUUGAAUGAGUUUUUUGAAAGAAUCAAAGAAAUGCUGGUCAGGGCAAAGGGCGAGCGCCGCAAGGAUGACGAUGGUGACCCGGAACAGGUGGAUAAGAGAAUCAGAUUGUCACGCAACUCGCCAUUUGGAGCAUUUAUUCGCAGAUCGCGCUUGGAGUAUCAAAAACUGCGAUUUCAUGAUUGUACGGAACUUUGGAAAGCAUUUGUGCGAUACCGCCAGCCCACUGCCCACUACUUGAGGAGGAAGAACCCCAGCUUUGGCCGUCUGAGUUUCGAUAAUAUCCUUUUGCUAGGGGAACAAGGGGACUGGGAUCCUGCAAGUGUGUCUGCCUUGGCAGCAGUUGCAUAUGGUGACAUGCUCACAGGGGAUGAGAGUAGCACCAUCCCCGUGAGCACCGACGAUGUCGAAUCGCUGCUCGAGUUCCAGAUUGAACAGAUGCAAAAAUAUGGAAACAGGAUCCCCUUGGAAAUACGACACCAGUUUCAUGAUCUUCUGCACGACAGCUUUCUCGUGCCGAGUCUUACACACUAUUUGAGCUUCCUUGACGCGUGGAAGUCUGGGGACUAUCCCACAGCAUUUGACUUUCUGCAUAGAUAUUUCGACUAUACUAUGCAAUAUCGAGACAGACUGUUUUACCAGUAUGCUCUUAUGAACUUGGCUGUAUUGCAAGCAGAAUUCGGGUGCCAUCAGGAAGCCAUCGCAGCCAUGCUAGAGGCUGUUUCUACAGCACGAGAAAAUCGAGAUAUGACAUGUCUCAAUUUUGCCUUGAAUUGGCUCUUUCAUUUUGGUCGGGCACAUCCCAACCUGGUUCGCGAUUUAGAGUCAAACAGCCUUUUGGGUACUGGCAAGGAAAGCCUGGCGUUCUUAAGGGUAAAGGCUAAAGAGUCUGGCAUGUGGUCUCUUUGGAGUUCCGUGCUCCUGAGCGAGGCAAAACUGGGCCUCAUUAAUGGAGACAGUGUUGCAACGUCUCUAGAGUACAUGGUUCGAAGUUCACAAGUCAUCGUUGAGAGGAACAUGAAGACCAUGUUUGGCUCCCAACUGUCAUUGUACUCUGCGUUAUGGAAUCGACUGGGUCUGACACAAUUGUCCACCCUGACGUCGGAAAUUUUCCUCAUGUGUCACGCAAGGCACGCAGUAUUUGAUGAUGAACUUAAACAUACUUGCCGCAUAGCACUGACGUUAUCCGAUCGUGGUCGAUAUGACGAGGGUCUUCAGUACUUGGAGAAGCUUGACGAGAACUCGCUGCGCUCGUGGAAAUCCAGCCAAUACUGGUACAAGUACAGAGCAAUCAUAAAGCUGAGAAAAGACUUGCGCCAUAACAAUUUAGAUGGUGCCGAAGAGCUGCUCCGCCAGCUCUUGCAGUCAAAUUCGGAUGACCUUGAGCCUGACAUGGCCUUUAUUAUCGACUCGCUACACAUUGACUGCUUAAUCCGCCGAGGCGAUUUACAGAAAGCUUUUCAGAAGGUGGAGGGCUUGAUGUGCAAGCUGCGAGACGAGAACAAAGACAUUGCUCUACGUGUGAAGCUUCUUCUCAUGAAGGUCGCUUUGUUAGACAAAUGCGGUCGCCCUCAAAGAGCCUUUUCAACAGCAGUCCGUGCCACAAACAUAGCAUGGCGUGCACGGCUGAUUCCUUGCCUCUGGCAAGCCAUCGGCGCCUUGUCCAAUAUCCUCGUAUCUUUGGGCGAGUUCGAAGCAGCUAUACAGCUCCUUGUUGCAGUUUUACCUCGGGCUUUGGAGUGCGAAUCAUCGUCUCUCUCAGCUCAGCUUUACUCAUUUCUUGCAGACGCAAAUAUGGGCAUGGCGGGAAAUAUGCCCGCAAAGUCGAGCAAGCGAACCGAACACAUGACUAGAGCAUUAUCGGCCGUGCAAAAGGCGUUUGAUCACUACUCGGCAAUCGAGGACAUCAAAGGCCAAUGCGAAAUGAUGGCCAAGAAGGCAAUGAUUAUGAAGUUGACGGGGGAAGUGGCAUUGGCUGCAGACUAUGCAGCGGCCUACGUGGAGCUGCAGAGGACAGCAGAGUCAUUGAGGCUUGGACGGUGA